UGCGUCGAUUGCCGUGCUAGUUGGCUAAGGGAUCAACCUGAAUUCGCUGACACUCAGAGUACCAAUUUCUUAUUUAAAGAUGCAGUUCAGCAGAUUUUAGCUCAAAAGCAAGCAGUCCAACCGGGUUUUCACUAAAGCCUGACCACUGUCUACCCAGGAAAGAUUAGCGAGUUUGGACUGUUUCCCUCUCGGUAAUUGGGAUUAGCUAGCUGGCUAACAAGCUAAUAACAAUAACAAGGCAGUGGGGCUGUCCGUAUCUGGCUGCAGCCUAAUGAUUUACCACAAUCAUUAGUUUGAUGGCGGAUAAAGAUUAAUAGUUUGUGAAAUAACUGCAGGUUGGUUACUCUCCUGCUUCCAAUACUAUAGCCAAUUAUUUCGGACGUUCAGAAUUAUGACUGAAUCGAGCAAUGUGAUUGAAGUAACAGUGAAGACUCUGGACUCACAGAGCAGGAACUACAAGGUCGGAAGUGAGUUGACAGUGAAGCAGUUUAAGGAGCACAUAGCAUCCUCCGUGGAGAUUCCAGUACACAAGCAGAGGCUCAUCUAUCAGGGCAGAGUGCUGCAAGAUGACAGAACGCUGACUGAAUACAACGUAGAUGGGAAGGUAAUCCAUCUGGUGGAGCGUGCUCCACCUCAAGCCACAAUGACAUGCCCUGGGGGUGUGGGUGCUUACACUAGAGGGGCAGAGGCUGGAACUAGCAGCAAUCACACCACCUCCCAAAGUGCACCACACGAUCGAAAUAGCAACAGCUACGUAAUGCUGGGGACCUUCAACCUGCCAGUGAACAUGAUGGAUCCACAGCAAGUACAGAUGUCAGUUCAGCAGAUGAUGUCAGGAGUAGGUGAUGCUGGAACAAGUGCCAGAGUGAGCUCUGGCUUGGGGAGCAACAGCUUGGUGGAUGUGCAGAUCAACUUGGACCAGUCAAUGCAAAGCGAGCCCAGAGUGAGGCUGCAGCUGGCUGAAAACCUGCUCAGAGAUGCUUGUGCUCUAAUUCACAGGCUGGAGGGUGUGUCCAGCGACAGCAACUCUGAUUCAGAGGUAGAGGUACCUCAGUCCUCUUCUUCCCCACCACCAUUGUCGUCCUCUUUAAGAGGAGCUGGAGCAUCACAACCCAUGGACACAAGCUCUCCUCUUGCGGCAACAUCUUCCACUUCCAGCCAUACUGAGAGAUCAGCCAACACUGGGCUCAACCACCCAAGUCCAGCUGAGUUUGUUGAGGUUCUGUCUGAGGUCAGGAGGGUGGAGGAGCGGUUGCAUCCCUUCCUAGAGAGGACCCACUCAAUCCUCGGAGCUGCCACCUCAGCAGACUACAACAACAAUACUCAGGAAAGAGAGGAGGAUCAGCGCAUUCUCAACCUAGUUGGAGAUGCUGUACGUCUCCUAGGAAACACCCUAGUUGUCCUUGGUGACCUGCGGUGCAACCUUGCGACCUCUCCCCCACGUCAUCUAUAUGUGGUUCGCCCCAUUGCCCGCUACACCCACCCAGUCCUGCUUCAGGCUGGUUUGCAACACAUGCCCAUUCCAAUAAACCUAGGGGGAACAGUAGCCAUGACAUCUAAUGGGAGACAAGCAGCUGAAGGGCAACGCCAGCCCUCUCAAGACAGUGGCCAAUCUAAUCAGCAGGCGACAGGCCAGGGUCUACCUCUUCAUUCAAACGGGACGACUCAUCAAGGACAGGGAGCACCCAGAGUGAUCCGGAUCACACACCAGACCAUGGAGCCUGUAGUCAUGAUGCAGAUGAACAUUAAUGGUGAGUCUGCUGCUGCUUCUCGUGGUCCAGAGCAGCCAAAUGUUGCAGGUCCUGGGCAGCCAGGAGCAGCACCUGGCCACUUUCCAGGACUUCCCCCUGAGUUCAUGCAGGCCAUUGUGCACCAGAUGUCUCACCAAGCUGCUGUCAUGGCUGCUGUAGCCUCCACAGGCCCUCCAGCACAGAUGAUGUCUGGUGCUGACUCAGUGCCCAGCGCUGAGGCAGCUGCUUCCCCACAGUCCCCCCAGGGUAGGAUGGUCAUCACCAGACCAUCAUUCUCCCCCCACAUCCCUCAGCCUGUGGCAACCAGAGGAACAACCAUCAACCUGAGGGCUACAGUACCCACAGCUGGCCAGCAGCCAGGACAGGGCACACCUCUGGCUCCCACCUCUCUUACCCAGAUGAUCGGUGGUAUGGUUGGACAGCUUUUGAUGCCAGGGCAACCAGCUCACCCUCAGUCCUCCUACUCUACCUCCUCUUCAUCAUCUGAAUCCUCCACCAUGUCCUCUCCUCCUCCCUCUGCCAACACCUCUGGACAGACACGAACCCACACUACUAGUUCUACCUCCAUAAGCCAGCCAGCAGAGGGCAGUCCUGAGACAAAUGUAGCUCAGUUCUUGGCCUCUCUGCUGGGAGCAGCUGGGCUAACUGGUCCUGAUUCUGGAUUGAGUCCCUCCAUUACUGUGACACUGCCAGGGGCACCUGGCUUCUUCCAGGGAAUGUCAGACUUCACACCUGCACCUGUUCCUGGCCCUGGUGCCUCAAGCCCUGCUCAGUCCACUGGCCCUGCCCCGCUUCAGGCUGGCAGCAGUGUAGGUGGAAAUUCUCUGAGCCCGGAGCUGUUCACUGGCAUUGUACAUGGAGUUCUUUCCACCAUGAUGAGUGCUCUUGGAGCACAGCAGGGUAGUGGAGAGAGCAUUGCCCAGUUCAUCCAAAGACUGUCUCAGACCAGCAACCUUUUUGCUCCUGGCUCUGGAGAUGCUGUGGGGUUUUUUGGAGACCUGCUGUCCCUGGUGUGUCAGAGUUUCUCUAUGGUGGAUGUAGUGCUGUUGCUUCAUGGGAAUGCCCAACCUCUGAGCCGCAUCCAGCCCCAGCUCUGUGAAUUCUUCACUGAACACUACCUCCAAGGUCAAGAGCCCACCGAUGCCAACAUAGCUACGGCUGCUGAGGACCUCAUCAAUGGACUGGAGGAGUAUAUAGCUGAGAGUUUUGCCACAGUGACCGUGCGCGAGGGAGUGGAUAUCGUUCAGACCAAUGUAUCUUUCCUCAGACAGCAGUUCACUCGGAUGGCCUCACAUAUCCUGCACUGCAGUGAUCAUACGUUUGGCCCCCAUCUGCUGUUGCUGUGCACUCAGGGCCUGUUUGAGUGUCUGGCCCUAAACCUGCACUGCCUUAGAGGAGAACAGGGCGCUUUAAUUGCUGUCAUCAACCACCGCAUUAGGAGGAUGUCAGCAGAAGUCAAUCCCAGUCUGGUCAACUGGCUAACGAGUAUGAUGUCUACAAGGUUGCAUGUCAUUCUGGAACACAACCCAGUUACUGAGGACCAAAUCCAGCACUACGUCAUCGCUACACAUGUAAUAAACAUAGUCAGUCAGUGAGCAGUAAUAUUUGCUGGAACUAGACACACUACAGUGCAUUUAGUAAAUGUUUCAUUUUUCAGAUGUACACUACCGAUCAAAAGUUUGAGAACACCCCAAUGUUUUUUUUUUUUUAAUUCAAGUAGUUCAAGUCCAAUGAAUAGCUUGAAAUGGUACAAAGGUAAGUGGUGAACUGUCAGAGGUUAAAAAAGGUAAGGUUACCCAAAACUGAAAAAUAGUGUACAUUUAAGAAUUACACAAAAAGACCUUUUUCAGGGAACAAAAAAUGGGUUAAUAACUUAAAGCUGUUCUGCAACAACAGAGGUUGAUUAAGCCUUGAAAGUUGGUGCCACCAAAUCCUAAAAGUGUCCCAACUUUACUUGAUUGCUUACAACCCCCUCUGUCUGCAUAAAAGUAGUGUUGGAACAUGUCAUGGCAUCAUGCCUUCAAGAGCACUAUUUGAACAGUACUGUAACACAGAAAGUAUUGUGUUGCUCUAAAAAUUGUGAGGAAAAGGCAAUUACCAAUAGAAGACAGACAGACCGUCAUAACACUCACAAUUAUAGGUCUGUCCUACUGUGUAAAGUGUGAAGAAAGUCAAGGUGUCAGUGAGUACAAUUUUCCUAAUCAUCAGAAGGCACUGAGAAACUGGGGGAAACUCUGAUAGGAAGAGGUCUAGAAGACCCAAAGCCACAACAGAAUCAGAAGACAAGUUUCUGAGAGUCAGCAGUUUGGAGAUAGGCAGCUCACAGGACAACAGCUUCAAGCACAGCCUAAUUGUGGUCAUAGUAAGACGUCUCAGUUUCAACUGUGAAGAGAAGACUUGGAGUUGCAGGUUUGACUGGUCAAGUUGCAACAAGAAAGCCAUUACUAAGAUGCCAGAAUAAGAAAAAGAGGCUUGCCUGGGCCAUGAAGCACCACCAAUGGACUACUGAAGACACAAAGUAUUAUGGACUGAUGAAUCAAAAUUUGAAAUCUUUGGUUCAUCAAGCAGGACUUUUGUAUGCUGUUAAGUAGGCAAAAGGAUGGUUCAACUGUCAAACAUGGAGGAGGAAGCGUGAUGGUCUGGGGCUGUUGUGCUGGAUCCAGCGUCGGUGACUUGUACAGAGUCAGACGUACCCUGAACCAAACAGCUACCACAGCAUUCUGCAGCACCAUCUGGUAUGUUCCUAGUUGGUCAGAGGUUCAUCCUACAACAAGAUAAUGACCCAAAACAUAAGUCCAAGCUAUGCCAGAAUUACCUUAGGAAAAAGAACAAGAUGAUAAGCUGAAAAAUGUGGAGUGGCAGCACAGUCUCCAGGCUUAAACCCCAUGGAGCUGGUUUGGGAUGAACUGGACAGAAGAGUGAAAGCAAAGCAACGUACAAGUGCCACACAUUUAUGGGAACUUCUGCAACAGAGUUGGGAAGAACUCUGAAGAAUAUUUAAUUUCCAUUGUGGAAAGAAUUCUACGAGUGUUUUCAGCAGUUUGAUGAGUCAAAAGUUUCCAGUACAUUUAGGUUUUUUAAAUUGAUUUUUUUUUUUUACUUAAUUUGUUCUAUGCUUUAAUUUCAGAGUACAAUGAGACAUGAACAUGCAUAAUUUCCAAUAAAAAACUGGAUAAAU
This is a messenger RNA of Acanthochromis polyacanthus (spiny chromis), 4929 nucleotides long. RefSeq names its product BCL2 associated athanogene 6, like (gene bag6l). The record is from RefSeq and is a predicted model, not a curated record. The coding region runs from base 392 to 3346 and encodes 984 amino acids. Gene Ontology annotation, cellular component: BAT3 complex. NCBI's taxonomy places the organism in Eukaryota, Metazoa, Chordata, Actinopteri, Pomacentridae. Gene Ontology annotation, molecular function: misfolded protein binding; polyubiquitin modification-dependent protein binding. The transcript has 19 exons.